Molecule: messenger RNA, 1350 nt
Organism: Penicillium macrosclerotiorum
Lineage: Eukaryota; Fungi; Ascomycota; Eurotiomycetes; Eurotiales; Aspergillaceae
Product: metal-dependent hydrolase family protein
Exons: 1
Coding region: 1-1350 (449 amino acids)
Molecular function (GO): hydrolase activity, acting on carbon-nitrogen (but not peptide) bonds
Source: RefSeq, a predicted model, not a curated record
AUGCCUGAAAGUGAGCAAGUACCAGGCUCCGAUAUUAAACCCUGGGCCCGACCGGAAGCCCAAUGCUAUUGCUUCACCAACGCAAAUGUUGUGGAUGUGAAAGAGGGGAAGAUCCUGGAAGCAAGUACGGUUAUCACUCGACAGGGGAAAAUACAGUCUAUCUCUUCCCUGCUGCCAGAGCCUCUGCCGAUCGAUCUCAAGGUGAUUGAUUGCGAGGGUCGCUUUCUCUGCCCUGGCCUGUUUGAUGCUCAUGUGCAUUUAUGCGCCGUCCCUGGGUUUAGCGAUCUCUCCAGGGCUUUUGGUAACCCAAAUGAUGUUCACUUACUCCGGCAACCGUACACCGCAGCCCAGAUGCUGCACCGAGGAUUCACUAGCAUUCGGGACUGUGGUGGUGCGCAGCUUGCUCUGAAAGAGGCGAUCGAAGAUGGAGUAUUCCCUGGUCCCCGGGUGUUUAUUUCUGGUCAUGCUCUCUCCCAAUUUGGAGGACACGGUGACCUUCGUGGAUCUCACGAGCCUACUGAAUGCUGUGGAGGUACUCAUAGCAACAAUCACCUGGGCCGCCUAUGCAACGGAGUGCCUGAGUGCAUGGCGGCUGUGCGUGAGGAAAUCCGCUGUGGUGCCGACUUCAUCAAAAUCAUGGGCUCUGGUGGUGUGGCAUCUCCUACAGAUAAAUUGGAACAUCUUCAAUUUACAUCUGCAGAAAUCCAAGCAAUGGUUGAGUGUGCCUACAACGCAGGAACUUUUGUAACUGCCCAUGCCUACACCGUGAAAGCCAUUAGGCACUGCAUUGACAAUGGAGUGAAAGGAAUUGAGCAUGGAAAUUUCGUUGAUCCACCAACUGCCAAGUUAAUGGCCGAAAACGGCGUCUAUCUCACACCCACACUCAUUGCAUACGCACAAAUGGCCUCAGACCAAUGGAAGGGAUACUUGCCCUCUGAGUCUCAGGCGAAGAACUCACAGGUCUUGAAAUCCGGUCUAGAGGCGUUGAGAAUUGCGUCCGAGGCGGGUGUUACCAUGUGCUAUGGCUCCGAUUUACUAGGCCCUCUGGGCUCUGCUCAAACACAUGAGUUUUCUCUGCGAUCGCAGGUGCUGACGUCCCUCGAGAUUUUGCGCAGUGCAACCAUAAAUCCGGCCAAGAUGAUGGGAUGGGAAAACUCGAUCGGACAGAUCAAAGAAGGGUUUCAGGCCGAUCUUAUUUUCUUGAGUCAGAAUCCUCUGGAAGACGUGACAAUAUUUGAUCAGCCAGAAAAGCACGUCUUAGGCGUGAUGAAAGAUGGCCGUGUUUACAAGAGCCGCUGGACAGCACUGCCAGAAGACUCUGAAAUUCCGAUUCGGGUAAAAUAUAAUUGA